Molecule: messenger RNA, 971 nt
Organism: Chara braunii
Lineage: Eukaryota; Viridiplantae; Streptophyta; Charophyceae; Charales; Characeae
Source: the annotation of a GenBank genome assembly
GGGGAAUGGGACAGCUGCGUUAUUUGAAGGUGAUCCAAGGGUGAUAACCUUUUCUAUGCAUGGAGAGAAGAACUACCCAUGGCGAUCAAAAAUGAAAUCCACUUAUGAUGUUGAGCUUGAGGACGAAUGUGAUGACGCCACAUAUCUGAAGGAGCUAUCCAAGUGGGUUCCUCAUCUCUUCCACCUGCACGAGCCAGGCGUCGUCUUCUUUCAGUCAGGUGUGGAUGCACUCAAGGAGGACAAGUUUGGGAGGCUGGCACUUACCAGGGAAGGGCUUUUGCGACGAAAUAACAUUGUUUACAGUGCCUGCAUUGCAGCCGGCAUUCCGUUGGUGAUUACCAUGGGCGGUGGCUAUUCCAAUCCUAUUGAUUUGCCACGUCAGCAACAGUGCCACUUCAGCAGUGCCACGUCAGCAGUGCCACAUCAGCAACAGUGCCACGUCAGCAACAUUGCCACAUCAGCAGUGCCAUGUCAGCAACAGUGCCACAUCAGCAACAGUGCCACGUCAGCAACAGUGCCAUGUCAGCAGUACCACGUCAACAGUGCCACAGUGCCACGUCAGCAGUGCCCCGCCACCAUGACGGGCUCAGUUAUGGGCAUGCCAGGCCAACUGGCAAAUGAGUCCAUUGCCGAGUACCGACAACGUUUCAAAACUCAGCUCGCACUAAUCGCGGCUGAGGAACAGCGCCAGCUGGCAGCCGAGGCUGUCCGCCUACAGGCUGAAGCGGCGGCAACAGCUGAGAAGCAGCGGCUUCAGGCCGAAGCAGACGCAGAUACCCAGGCACGCCGCAAGGAAGCCCAAGAUCUGCUACAGCGGCAUGAAGCCACCAGCAUCGAAAAGCUCAAGUUUUGGCACUUUGAACCAACCGAGGAGCACGACGACACGACACCGGAAUAGCAGCACAAGGAAUUCAUGGCCAAACUCGUGACCAGGUUGGUUUACACUUGUAACCACCUGCAGUCCGAGCUGG